Messenger RNA from Meira miltonrushii, 4290 nucleotides. RefSeq lists its product as uncharacterized. The record is from RefSeq and is a predicted model, not a curated record. Gene Ontology annotation, molecular function: zinc ion binding; nucleic acid binding. The transcript has a single exon. NCBI's taxonomy places the organism in Eukaryota, Fungi, Basidiomycota, Exobasidiomycetes, Exobasidiales, Brachybasidiaceae. Bases 408 to 4217 code for a protein of 1269 amino acids.
CUUCCGUAGCAGCAACUAACAUCGCAUCAUCUUCCUCUUUUGAGUGUAUCUCGAUCUUCCUUUCCACCUUCAUCGCCAAGAUUUGUAACCAUUAAUACGGCUCGAUCAUUCACAUCAACUCAACACGCUCUAUUCUCACAGCAUUACGGCACCGAAAGCGCGGCGCUGCACAGACAACAUUCUUUCCCCGUCAUUCUUAUUUCGCUAUAACCCGUAUCUUCUGAGUUUGUUGCAAAUUAACUCAACAUCAACAAAACGGCAAUAGAAAAUUCUUCAAAUAAAAUCAAACAAUCUAGUCACAACAUCACGAUCGCGGCGAAAGAAGGGAAAUAGAGGAGGCAUCUCAAGUGAGAAGAAAGCAAAGAUAUCUGAUCGACGGUGUCCGCUCUCAAUCUUUGUAAAUCAAAAUGACAACUCCACGUAAGAGCGGUUUGCCUGUCUUUGCAGCUUCCGGUGAUACAUCCGUAGAUGGAUCAAACACUGCCCUUCCAAAGAUGAUUGCACGAAAAUCACUCGUGGGACUACGUCAAGCAUCUAUAAAUGAAGCAGAAUCCUCUACUACGCCAAAGAGAUCAUCUAUACAAAAGAACAUCAUCGAACCAACUCCUACUACGCAAAAGAUGAAACGGAAACUUGAGAUAGGUGAUGAAGUAGUGGCAGAAGUGAAUGGUACACGAUACUUCGGCGUUUUACGACAUUUGGGACCGGUAUCCUUUCGAGCAGGCGAGUUUGCAGGACUUGAAUUGAUUGGAGGAAGUGAAGGCAAAGGAAAGAAUGAUGGAAGCGUUGAUGGUCGUCAAUACUUUGCUUGUGAGCCAAACAAUGGAAUGUUUUGUCCGGCCGCAAAGGUAAAAGUCGUUUCUUAUGCACCUGUAACAGAAGCCACUGCUCGUCCACAAUCAGCAAUGUCAUCCAGAUCAGGACGAUCUUCGGUUACCGAUGAUGCCAACAGACCGCCAUCUGUCACGCCUGGCAGACCAAGAUCCAGUAUGGCCUAUUCUGCCUUGCCCAAGCCUGCUGUGACUCCUGGCAGACCAAUGUCUCGAACCUCGAUGGGAAGACCAGGUUCUUCAUUGUCACAGACGCCGACUGCGAAAGUACCUCUUCCUCGCAUGUUACCUCGAAAAUCUUAUGCAGAUGGACUUGCUGAUGAAGAAGGUAGAAGGAGAGCAAAAACAUCAGCAGAAGAAGCUGCCAAAGCUGAAGGUCGAAUCACUGAGGGUAGUCGAGCUCAUCAGUUCCUCAACAUGAGCGCAAAAGAUUUGGAGGCAAGAAGACUCAGAGGAGCAGCAACGCCAACGACAAACAUGAAUGGUGGUAGCCCAUUGAAAGAGACACUACUGGGUGCUCACAAGACUGCACCAAUCACCCCAAAGAUUCGUACUAGUAUUGGUUCCUCACUGCCUACUGCAUCCUUGGCUCAUGCUACACCGAAAGCUACAGCAAAAGGCCGAUCAUCUCUGUUCGGCCAUGCAAAUAAAGCUACAAUUGCCAACGGCAAGAUGGCACCGCCCUCCGCUGCCAGUCCUGGCUCUCCUGUACAAAGAAUACCAAAUGCACUCGCUCCGCCAUCUGCAAGCACCAACUCUUCCAGCACUAUACCACGUACACCCCGUCGAUUAUCAAGCGCAAGCGGAGGUACAAGCACUGCAGUUGACGAAGGUGCCGAUCAAGAUGGAGCGAAAGAGCGUAAUAGAAGUUUGUUGGAAGCUAUGGCUCUUUUGACGCCUGCCCAAAAGGCGAAAGAUAUUUCUCCCUCACUUGAAGAAAUUCCAGCGUUGCCAAGGGAUACCGAUUAUGAUCCUGAUAAUGUGUUCGCAGGAGCAGGGCUAGCAUUAAUGCCUGAUGACGGAGAGAUGGUCAAUGGCAGCUCAUCCGUGGAUACUGCUAUGGGACAUGCAGUCAUUCCGUUAAGCCUGUAUGAAGAGAGCAAUAUGGAAAUCACACAUCUCAAAACAGAAUUGGCGCAAUUACGUUCUUCAAUGCAAGAAGCAGAAGAAAAGGCAAAGAAUGCGCAAGACAUUGAAUUGGAACGAGCAAAGAUAAAAGCACGAGAAGAAGAACGAAAAGAAGCAGAAGAAGAACGGAGAGUAGAAAAAGAAGAUGAACGAAGGAGAAGGAAAGCUGAACUUGAUACAAAAGAAAAAGAAUGGAAAGAGAAAGCAGAUGGCAUUCAAAAAGAAUUACGCAAAUUGCAGGAUGAACAUAUGCGUGUACGGGAAGAGCACGAAAAGACAAAGACCGACUAUGAGUCGAGAUUGAAGGACAACGAGACAUUGGUGGAAAAGCUAAAGAGUACUGCGGGAGAUCCUAAUGCAAAGAGUAAUGAGAGCUCUGGACAAAUUCAAGCGAAAGACUUGGAACUGUCGCAAUUGAACGAACGUCUACAGAGAUUGGAGAGCUUACGCGAGCAAGAAAAGGCUGACCUUCUGAAAGAGAUUGAUGAAUUGAAAGAUGCAGGACAAGAAGCACUUGAUUUGUACGAUCGAGAACAGGCGAUAAGCAAUGAGCAAAUAAUUGAUUUGGAGUCGAAAAUGCAUUUAUUGGAAGCAAAAGCGCAAGAAGCCAUCGCUGAUGCCUUACGCGAGCGUGAUGAAGCCCUGCAAGGAAUGACUAAUGGCGGACUUUCAUCGGUUGCCGAGAUUGGUCAACGUAGUCUGGAAGAACAAUUAACUCAAGCACAAUCGCGAGCUAUGAAAUUGGAAGAUCAAUUGAGUGAAGCAAAUACGAUCAUGCAACAAGAACGUGAAGAGCACAUCAAACGAAAAGAUCGAUAUGCUGAGUACGAGCAAAAGUUCAAGAAUGAUAAGGCUAAGCUUAAGUUGCACAUCAAGCAGCUCGAAGAAGCAGACUCAGAAAAGCAAUUACGAAUCGAUAAACUUGUGGAAGCAUUGGAAGAGUCUAGAUCUGCUCUUGAGAGUGAAAGGAGUGAAUUGGAAGCUUUGCGUGCCGAAGCUAUGAUCAUGGGCGAAGGACCUGAUGGAAAAGAAGUCAAAGCAUUAGAGAAUGGUCGAUUCGAGGCUGAGAUUGAACGUCUCAACGGACUGUUGGAAGGUGCACGAUCAGGCAAACGGGAAGCGAUUAGACAAGUUGAAGAACAACGUAAAGAAAUUGCCGAUCUUCAUACUCUACUCGAUGAUGCACGAUCUCAUUUGGAGAGCGAAAGACAGGGUACUCACAAGUCGUCUGCCAAUCUUGGUGUGCCGGCGAACAAUCGUGCUUCUAUGGAUUCACAACAUGGCAGUCCAUACAUGGCUUCUCCUAUUCCAGAAUCAGAAAGUGUUUCUCCAAUGAUGAAUGGACAAGGUGCAUCUUAUUCACCUAGCAUGCAUGCUUCCAAACGAUUCUCGACUGCCAGUACGCAAAGUAGACGAAGCUAUGGAUCAGGAAUGGGUGGUAACAGCAUGUCCUCUUCCGAAGCAAUGGCAAAGGAAAUGUCAGGCUUGCGUUCGAUCGUCAAUACGCUCAAUCAAGAAUUGACAGAAGUAAAGGUGACAAGCAAACAGCAAGAACGUGAAUUACGUGCUCAAAUUGAACACUUGAAGAAUGAAUCACGAAGAUUCGAAUUGCUUGCAGCAGAUCAGGGUGCCAAAUCUGUUGAUAGUCAAAGUUCUGCCAGUGUUGAAGAAAGGCUAGAAUUAGAGACGAAACUACGUAAUGCCGAAGAAGAAAUCGUUCAACUAAAGAAAAAGGUGCAAGUGAUUGAAAAUGCAAAGCAAGAAGAGAUCGAAAAGCUUAACAAAGAUAUUGCCGAAUUGGAAGCAUUGUGCGAAGCAACUGUUUGGAGACGUGAAGAGCAAGAAGCCAGAAGGGAAGAAUUGGAGAGAAAAGUUGGUAAAUUGCAAAGGCAAUUGGAUCGUUUACAGCAAGGUGGAUCGUUGGAUACUGCCAGUUUAGACGAUGAUCAAUCCAAGUCCAAAGAAGUGGUCAAGAAUGGUGAAAAAGAGCCAUCACGACACACUGAAUCGAUGAGCAAUGGAAACUCCAAAUCUUCAUCAGCACCUUCUCAACAUUCCCGCGAAUCAUCCGAGAAGCACACAACAGAAACGCCCGAAAUUCCAACUGCACAAAAGCAAGCUCCACAACCUCCUAAUCAACCCGCACCUCCUGCUCCUGCACCGAAGGCUAAUGCUACUUCGACGACAUGUGCUGAAUGCAACGAAGCCGGCCAUGCGAUGGACGAUUGUCCUUAUUUGAACGAUGAUGUCUUGUUCUGAUGAAGGCUACCUCCACAAAUAAUAAAUUGUAUCAUAUGUUCACAAAUCCAGCAAUGAGAUUAAAUAUCAGCAC